Messenger RNA from Aspergillus ochraceoroseus IBT 24754, 409 nucleotides. RefSeq lists its product as uncharacterized. The record is from RefSeq and is a predicted model, not a curated record. Bases 138 to 368 code for a protein of 76 amino acids. The transcript has a single exon. Lineage: Eukaryota; Fungi; Ascomycota; Eurotiomycetes; Eurotiales; Aspergillaceae.
CUGCUUCUACCUACCUACUAGUAGUUACCGCAGUUUGCAGGCUGUUGACUUGACUGGCUCCGCAAUAACUUGGGACUAGAAAGUUCAUUCGCAAGGUAUGUUUGCUUGCUUGCUUACGCCGUCUAUUUGCUUACUGCAUGCUACCUGCUGCAUGCUACCUACUGCAUACUACCUACUGCCUAGGUAGAUGUUGUGCAAGUAUAAUGCAAGAAAGCUGUGAUGAGUUUGCUAUUCUACCAAGUACGAGCAAGUCAAGGGAGAGGUUUAUUCGUCAACGUGUCUGUCUUCAUUCAAUGCAUGGAAUAACAAGUCAUCAUCAUCAUCAUCAUCAUCAUCAUGUGCACAGAGAGGAGAACGAUCAUGAUUAGAAAUGAGGAGGAAGACAAACUUUUGCUAGAUAUUGUGCAGG